AUGGGUGGUGUGGCUUGGGGGCCCCAGGAGGAGGACGCAGCACACUGCUUCUACCAUUUCGGUGUCCGCAGCGUGUGGUUACCUCCCGAUGCUCAGGUUUCAGGUCUAGCCAGCGGCCAGUCAUCCACAGAGCCCAUCUGCCGACAGCCAGAGCAAGCCCUAGCUGCCGUAACGCAGGCAUCCCCAGUACGCCGUCACGCCGGAGCGUGCGGUUUCGUGGAGGUCGACCGCCACUAUGAACCCCCCGCUGCCGAGGCCGGAGCCUGCAAAGCUGUACAGAGGGACACGCAGUGGAAGUCUGCAAGAUCAGACCACGGCGAGUCUAACGGUGGUGGUCCCGACCUCGUGCGAGGUCUGUGGCCGGCGCAGGAGGCGAUCGAAGUUGGCUGCUCCCAAACCGCCCAAGUCAAAGCUGCCUACCCGGUAGCCGAGGGAAACGGACAGCUGCGCGCUCACCUAGGAAGUAGCCUACCCUAUACCAGACCACCCGCGCAGGUCAACCUCCAAGCCGACAUCCAAAUCGACAAAGAUGAACUGGCCUACCCUAUACUCAUCCCCCCACAGGCAAAUACGCAUGAGCCGACAUCCAAGUCGACCAAGUUCAACCAGCCUACCCUACACCCCUCGAGGCACGCAGCAGCACAAGACCGGGCUCCUGAUCGCUCGACACGCAAACGAUUUUCACCAAGUCAAACCUGCUUACCCUGCACCCGCCGCCCGGAGACGACACAUCAAAAACCCAAAGGCCCACAACCCCUACAACUCCCUGAAUUGCUCAGAGAAAUCAUUGGGGAAAUCGAGGCGAAGGACGGCUUACCCUCAGCAGAUCGUAACAACAAGGCUACUCUACUGCUUACAGGACCGUUUCGCACAGCUAAGUCGUCUGCAAAGGAUUUGACCCCGCUCGUGUUAAAAUUACAAUACGCGAAAUACCACGACACGCUUCGAGCGCCGUGGAAGAAUCGCCUGCUAAGACGCUAA
Messenger RNA from Fusarium sp. VM40, 981 nucleotides. Lineage: Eukaryota; Fungi; Ascomycota; Sordariomycetes; Hypocreales; Nectriaceae. The record is from the annotation of a GenBank genome assembly.